Molecule: messenger RNA, 1098 nt
Organism: Arachis stenosperma
Lineage: Eukaryota; Viridiplantae; Streptophyta; Magnoliopsida; Fabales; Fabaceae
Exons: 3
Coding region: 1-1098 (365 amino acids)
Source: RefSeq, a predicted model, not a curated record
AUGCCUGAAGAGGCUGCUGAGCUUAUUAAGAUGAUUGCUAACAACCAAUACCUUUACUCAUCUGAUAUGAAUCUUGUGAACUCUAGGGCUCCUCAGAAGAAAGGAGUCUUGGAAGUAGAUACCUUGGAUGCUAUUCUGCCUCAGAACAAGGUCAUGUCUCAACAGAUCAAUAUGCUUACUCAACACUUGAGUGGGAUGCAGGAAACCAGAGCAUCACUCAAGAACUUGGAGGUUCAGAUGGGACAAAUAUCCACAAAAGUUGCUAAAAUUGAUCAGAGGACCACUAAUAGCCUUCCUGGUAACACAAUUCCAAAUCUAAGAGAGGAGUGCAAGUCUAUCAACUUGAUAAGUGGACAAGUGGCAAGUAUGGAAGCACAAGUUAUUGAGGAGCCAGUUGAAAAAAGAGCUCCAAAGGAGAAAAAGGAGGAGGUUGAACACACCCCACCUAGACGUGCAGAUAAUCCUUUUCCAGUUUUGGACCAAAUGCUUCUCUAUGUCAAGUUCAUGAAGGAGUUAUUGUCAAAGAAGAAGCCUUUAAAAGGAGAUGAGAUAGUGGUCUUAACCAAGGAAUGUAGUGCCAUAAUUCAGAAUAACUUGCCAAGAAAGAUGCUAGAUCUAGGGAGCUUUCAAAUUCCAUUUACCAUUGGGAGCACUACCUCUGAGAAAACCCUAUGUGAUUUGGGUGGACGCAUAAAUUUAAUUCCCUUGUCUGUGAUGAAAAAGCUACAAAUCAAAGAGGAACAACCAACAAGGAUAGCAUUACAAAUGGCAGACAAAUCUCUGAAACAUGCACAUGGAAUAGUGGAGAACGUCUUGGUCAAAGUGGGUAAGUUUUUCCUUCUAGUUGAUUUUGUAAUUCUUGACAUGAGGGAGGAUGAAAAUGCCUCUAUAAUCCUAGGAAGACCAUUCUUAGCCAUUGGGAGAGCUUUGAUUGAUGUGGAACAAGGUGAAUUAGUGCUUAGCGUGCAUAAUGAGCAAUUGGUCUUUCAUGUCUUCAAAAAGAUGCACUCAUCAGGUGAAGAGGAGAAGUGCAUGCAGACUGAACUAAUUGAUCCAAACCUUCAAGAACCCCUUGAUGAUGCACAACAGAAUCUGUAG